Haliotis rufescens (red abalone) is the source of this 5237-nucleotide messenger RNA. Its product is annotated as enolase-phosphatase E1-like. The record is from RefSeq and is a predicted model, not a curated record. The coding region runs from base 221 to 4819 and encodes 1532 amino acids. The transcript has 23 exons. NCBI's taxonomy places the organism in Eukaryota, Metazoa, Mollusca, Gastropoda, Lepetellida, Haliotidae.
UCAUUCUUGUCGUGAACACUAUUGGAGAAAGAUCCGCGCGAGAGUCUUCUAAACCGUUGUCCCUGGAGAACACUCAAGUGUCAACAAGUCUACUGUGUAAGAUGGCAGUUGCCUGGAUUUGGGAACUUUUGCUUCAUGAUGUUGACAGCUUAUAGUGAAACAAGUGCCUGAAAUCUAAACCUUCUUAUGUGAGGGUUUGAUUUUAGGAUUUUAGGAGGCAAUGUCAGUGCUUAGUUCUCUAGCAAAGGGAUACGGGUCGUGGAAUGGGGACAUUGAUCUGACCCUUACAAAAGAAACUACAAAUAUCUUGCCCCAAACAGCAGGAUCCACGAGACCCCAUCGUCAUGGGAUUACAGUUUCUCCAAGAGCACCAAACUCGGUGCCCGCCACAGCCCCUGGAAACUGUGGAAUCAGGUUCCAAAACUGUGAUGGGAAACUGGACCUUCCCAAAACAUUCCUGACUCGGAAAGGGGCAUUGUUACUGUUCACAGCUCCGGAUGAUUCGGAACAAACAAAUGUUCCGAGUCAGAGGUUUCACAGAAGACAGAAAGGGAAGCAGCUGAUUGACCUGAGUUUGAAACUUGGAACUCUAGACAGGCUGUGCAAGUCUGUACUUCAGUAUGGAGGCGAGGAGUAUGACAGAGAAAACUCGAGUGUAUCAGAUCCACGCAAUAAAACAUUCUUGAAGUUCGUGCAUCAACCUCAAGAACCAGAAGAUGUAGAGAUUGAUGCUCAUUCUCAACCAGGUGGCGACCUGGAUUUUUACCUCCGUGAUCUGAAGUCUAGAUCCAGUAGUCGCCAGCAUGUUCAAGGUGACUCUGGGUCAGUGUCAAGGUCACCCGAACUGCGUGAGAUUUUACGAGAUUUGGACGGAGCAUUUCCACGGUCAAUGGGUGGUAGAUCUAUGACUUCUGCUGAUUUCACAGAAUCCAAAAGUGGAACUCCCAGGCAGCGUGUUCUCUCCAGCAAGAAGCUGACAGCAUCACUGAGAUCCUCCACCUACCUCGGCCGACCUGCGUCUGCUGUGUCAGCAUCAUCAUCUGUGACAUCUGAACCAGCUGUCAAUCUGCCCCGAAUAACAUCGGAAUCCAGCAUUAGGUCAAGGUCAUCCACAAAGUCAGGCCUGUGGGUUCAAGGUGAAGAGAGUAACCAGGGUUCGGGUAAGGGGGAAUCCAGUCGGUCAAGCAGUGCCAAGUCUCGUAGUACCAGGUCUCGCAGCGCCAGGUCUCGUUCUAGCAGACAGACGACCCCAGUCAACGACAAUGCGUCAGGUACGAAGGAGCAUGUGCUGCCAUUACAAGCUGAAGAAGAGGAGGAGAUCGGUGACGCCACUUCAGCAGCAGAUGAGCAGGAAAUUCUGUUACUCUCAGAUGCUGAGGUGGGGGCGGAGGAGGGAGGUUCUGGAGGAGGGACUGACCAGUGGCCAGUCAUGGAGGAGGGCAAUCGGAAAGGCAGUGGGUCUCCGGCAGUGGAGGUUCAGGCAGUCACACAGCCUCUCAUGCCGCAGUAUAAAGUGACGAAACUCGAGGGAGAUGCUGAUGACAUGGUGAUUGACACAGCAGAGUUGGAGGAAGAGGAGGAGGUAGAAGAUGUCCCUGGAGGCCCCCUCGCUGAUGCUGCUCAGGUCUUGCCAGCUGCAGAUGAUGUUGCACUGACCACAGAUGUCACGGAGGAAUCACACAUCACCACACCAGCUUCAUCAUGCUCACAUACCUCCCCUGCCCAACACCCAGCCACAACACCACCACCCACAACACCACCACCCACGACACCACCACCCACAGACCUUCUCCCUCCCUCACCACAAGCUGCUGAUGGAGAAGCUCAGGAUGACCUUGGUGUUGACAAUGAUGACUCCCUGACUGCUGAUCUUGAUGCAGAGAUCUCUAAGUUGCCAGAUGAUUACACAUCCGAUGAGGAGAAACUGUCAGCUAAAGCAGAACCUGGUACUGAUGAAUGUACAAAAGAUGGAAUCUUUCCUGAAGAUGGAACUCUUGUUAAAGUAUCAUCUGAGUCAAGCCGAGUGUCAAGGCCACAGUCUGCUGCUUCUGACCCAGGGUUAAAGGUUGACUCACAGCCAGGAUCUAAAGAUGGUUCAGAUGUGGAACAAAGAAGGGAUUCAGAAGAGCUGAAGGACUUAAGUCCAUCUGAAGAUGAUAAUGCUACCAGUCUUCAAGAGACAAUGUCGCAAAUAUUGCAAGAUUCACACCAACAUGACCAAGGUUCAAAAUCAGGAUCACAUGAUGGGUCAGAGCAAGACACCAAGUUGAGGUCAGGGUCAGAGUCAGGGUCACAACCUGGGUCAAGGUCACAACCUGGGUCAAGGUCAGAAUCCAUCUCAGGAGAGAAUGUAGAACCUACUGAAGAAGUUGAGUUUCAGGAUAAAGAUGAUGUGUUGAAGACAGAGAGUGUCAUUCCUCAGCAUGAUGUCCGUACACAAGGGGAGACAACUCAAGAUGUCCCAGCAGAGGAGCCAAAAAUGGAAGUGGAGGAAACAAUGGAAGUUGAGGAGCUAGAAGCUGAAGGUGUGCCAUUCACAGACAUGAGAGACAGUGAGGGGACAAGUGAGUCUCAAACACCAUCUAUUAUAGAUGCUGUGUCAGAGGCAAACAAAGAUAUCGGUGACCAAAGCCUUAGUCAACCAGACGAUAGUGCUAACAGAGAUCUCAAGACAGAUCAGGAACUUGUUGAGAAUGGUGACCUCGCUACUGUUCCAGACCUCAUUGCUGAUGGAGCUGGUAGUGGUGGUGACAGAGAGGGUGGUGGUGCUGAUGGUGGGGCUGAUGGUGGUGACAGAGGGGGUGGAAGUGAUGAAGAUGGUGAUAGAGAUGUUAUACCUGGCAGCCCUGUUACUACCCAGGCCUCGGAUGAGGAUGUUGAAGGCCCCACUGAUGCUGCACAGAGUGAGGUGGAGGAGGGAGGAGGGUCACUGUUGGGGAAGGAUGAGGAAGCAUCAGCAGGAGGUGCUGGAGCAGGACCUGAGAGGAAGGAUUCUCCUCCAGGACAGAUGUUGGAGGGAGAGGGGAGACAAGCACCUGCAUCCCCAGUCAGGGAGAAGAGCAAGGUCACAUUUAACGAGAAGGUAACAACUCAAAUUGUCCCUGAAACCCCACCCGAGACAAAGAGACAACCUCAACCUCCUAAGACUAAACCUUCCACAAAACCAACUUCAAAGACAAGGACUCCAGCAAAGGGAGGUGAUAAGAAAGAUGUGAAGAUGGACACCAAGAAGUUUGUUAAAGUAAUGGAUAUCACUUCAGUUCAACCUGAGAAUGACAAGCAGGAAGUGGAGAAGGAAGUCCCAGCAGCCCCAGCAAAGAAGGUCAGAGUGAAGAAGCCACCUGCUCGCCAUGUGGAGACCAAGUCGGACAAAACCAAGUCGUCAGUGUUGCCAGCUCAUAUGGAGGAGUUUCUGGGACGGCGGAGCACAUUGAAAUCUCAAGAGGAACUGGAGGAUGAAAUUGCUCAAAUGAGUGUUGCUAUCGAGGACACGCUGGCGGGACCUACUCUGGCUGUGGAGGCAGGGGAGGGGCUGACAGCAGAGGAGUUGACGCUGGCACAGGAGGCCCUGCUGGCGAGAGUACAGGAGGCAGAGGCUAAGAUUGACAAUGUAACCAAUAAGACCCCGGACAAACCCAAAGUUGCCGUCAAAGCAACUGAACCCAAGUCCAAGAAGAAGAACAAGACGGAUACUGUUGAGGAGAAGAGGGAUCUACAGAAGGAGAGGGCAGCCAUCAAGGAACGCAGGGCAAUGGAAAAACAGCAACGCCUGCAGGAAGCAAUGGCACUACAGGAGAAGAUCAGAGCCAGAGAAGCGGAGAGGAAGACAAAAGAGGAAGAAGCCAGGAAGAAGGCAGAGGACUUGGCCGAGGAGAUGGAGGACCUAAGGAAAGAGGAGGAGGAGAUCCAGCAAGCUGAGGAUGACGCUCGACUCCAAGUAGCCAUGGCCAGGAAAAUAGAACGUGAGGCUCGAGAUCGAAGGAGGAAGGAGGAUCUGGAGAGGAAGAAGCAAGAAGCCAUACGGAGAAGAGAGAAGGAGAAGGAUAUGAUAGAAGCAGCCAGGCUGAAGGAGGCCGAGAUGCUGCAGAGAAUUGCUGACAACGAGAUGAAGAGGAGACUGGAAGAAGAAGAGAAGUUUAAGAGAGAGGAAGAGGAGAGAGCAGCGCAGGAGAAGUAUGAGGAGGAGAUGAGACAGGCCCAGAGGGAGGCGGAGGAGGAGGAACUGAGGAUGAGGGAGCUGGAGAAGGAGGCGGAGGAAGAGGCGAUGCAGCGGUUGGUUGAGGAGAGGGAGAAUGCGGUGAGACGCAGGUGGAAGCUAAAGCAACUGGCACGGCAGAUUGAGGAAGAGGAGCGGAAAAAGAGAGAGGCAAUGCUGUUGGAAGAAUAUAGACUGGAAGAGGAGAAGAAGGCGCGGGAGCUGGAGGAAGAGAUGAAUAGGGAGGAAGAGAAGAAGAGGUUUGAGGAACUUCAGCGGAUGGAGGCUGAGGCUAGGGAGACGAUGAGACACGAGCUGGAACGUCGACGAGAGUGGGCUCAGAAACGUCGGGAAGUGAACCUGGAGCGGCGUGGGAAUCUGGACAAUGUCCGGCACGGUCAGGGCAUUACACGGGCGUGGGUGUUCUCCUACUUCAUGGAGUGGCCCAGGGAGUCCUACAACAAAUUAAUGGGUGAGGACCAUCAAUAUUCCAAGAUGCAAGCAUUCUCUCACAAACCCAAACCCGCAGAAGAGAAGCCCCCAGCUGAGAAGCCAGCGGAAGUGCAAGCCCCAGAAGAAAUACCUCUUGAACUGGAGGAGAUAGUUGAUCCACCACCAAGCUGAGGUCAGGUCCUGUAGAACUCCAGCUGCAAUAGUGGUCUUACCAAAACACGAUCUGAUAUUCUCUGUUGCUGAAAACAUUCAAGAGUCUUGUCAUCACUAUUUCUGGGCUAUAACCAUUGUAGGCCUGAACGUCUCUUAUGAUUCUUCUCUCCAUGUUUUCUUUAUCUCCAUGAGAUGCUGCAAACGUUGAUAACUAUUUGGGUGGAUUAUAUUUGUCUGUGGCCCAGAUUUCUCUUUUAGGUCUCCUGAGAUCUUACUAUAUAAAAAAAUGGCCUCCUUGAGACUGUCUUACCCUUGGUUGUUUGCUUGUUUGUUUGUUGUUUAACGCCGCACUCAGCAAUAUUCCAGCUAUAUGAUGGCGGUCUGUCAAUAAUCGAGUCUGGAACAGACAAUUCUGUGAUUGACAUCAUGAGCAUCG